AUGCAGGGCGGCCUGGCCUAUAGCAACCCCUACUUCGGGGCAGAGGGGCUGUCCCCCAGCCCCUCCCAGGCCGGCGAGUUCAACCAGGCCUUCUCCCCCGCACCCGGCGGCGCGCCGCCGUCGUCGGCGCUGGGCUUCCGCCGCCUGGGCGCCCUGCCGCAGUCGCAGCUGGGCCGGCUCAGGGCGCAGGAGCCCUCACCCGGCGGCAGCGACGAGGCGAUGGUCGACGGGAAGGGCGAGGGCGGGGAGGGCGCCGAUCAGCAGCCGCCGGCGGCCAGCCUGGCGGGCGCGUCGCCAGGCACGGUGGCUGGCGGCAGCGGGGGCAGCCGGGAGCGGCCCGAGGAGGACGAGUUUGCUGGGGUGCUGGGAGCAGUGAUGCGGGACGAUGAGGAUGCCGCCGAGGCGGUACGCCUGUACGCCGCCAUCUGCCGCCAGCGCGCCGCAGCGCUCAGGGAGCUGGCCAGCAGCCAGCUGCAGCGGGCGGCCAGGUACAUGUCCCUCAAGGAGCAGGCGGAGGAGCUGGAGGGGGAGGCGGCCACCUGGCAGCUGCUGUGGUUCCUGCACGGCGUGCCGCAGAGGGACUUCCCGGGGGGCAGCGGCGGCGGGUUUGUGGAUGGGGCGGGCUUCACCAAGACCAGCCGCCAGCGCGCCUCAGACCUGCUGUUUGCUGACGCCGAGCUCAACCGGCGUGCCGGGUGGCAGGCACAGCGGCGCGGCGUUAAGGCCCACCCGGGCCUGGCGCUGGCUUGCCUGCGCUCCCCGCCGGCGCAGGUGUGGCCGCACCUGGCUCUGGUGACUGAGCUGGACCCCGAUGCGCCCACCCGCCAGCACAAGGCGGUGCAGGCGGACGACGGCAAGGAUGAGGAGCGGGUGAUGGCGCGCGUGUUUGCACUGAUGCGCGCGGGCCGCAUGGGCCAGGCCCGCCAGCUGUGCGAGGCCGUGGGCCAGCCGUGGCGCGGCGCCUCGCUGGGCGGCGGCGGCGGCCACGGCCCGCUGCCGCUGGGCGUCGCGGCGAAGGAGGCGGAGGGGAUGGAUCCCGGCGGGGAGCAGGCUGCUGACCUGGCGGCUGAGGUGGAGGGCGGGGAGGGCACGCUGCGCGCGCUGUGGCGCUGGGCCUGCUUCCAGGCCGCCGAGCGCGCCGGCGCGUCGGCCGAGGCCAGCGGCGGCGGGCUGCACGAGGCCGCUGUGUACGCUGCGCUGAGCUGCCACCUGGCGCGCCUGCUGCCCGUGUGCGCCUCCUGGGAGGACUGCUGCUGGGCCUACCUGCGAUGCUGGCUGGACGCGGCGGUCGUCAACAUCGACGCCCCGCCCGCCGCCUCAGCCACCCUGUGCCGCCACGUCUGCUACCCGCGCCUCGCCCUCAAGUGCGCUGCGCUGCGUGAGGCGCUGGCCUUUAUGGGCCACACGGGCGGCGAGGGAGACGAGCUGGUGGUGAUGGUUGCCAGCCCCGAGAUGAGCCCCCUGUUCAGCCAGGCGGAGCUGGCGGAGCUGCUGCAGUUUGAGCGCGCCGCCACGGUGCUGCAGCUGCGCAACCGCGAGCAGCAGCAGCAGCAGCAGCAGCAGGGAGGGGAGCGGGCCGGCGGGGAGUCGACUCCGGCAGGUGUGCAGGCAGCCCCGGACGCCUGA
Messenger RNA from Chlorella variabilis, 1626 nucleotides. RefSeq lists its product as hypothetical. Gene Ontology annotation, cellular component: nuclear pore outer ring; nuclear pore. Gene Ontology annotation, molecular function: structural constituent of nuclear pore. The transcript is spliced from 10 exons. The record is from RefSeq and is a predicted model, not a curated record. NCBI's taxonomy places the organism in Eukaryota, Viridiplantae, Chlorophyta, Trebouxiophyceae, Chlorellales, Chlorellaceae. Gene Ontology annotation, biological process: mRNA export from nucleus; post-transcriptional tethering of RNA polymerase II gene DNA at nuclear periphery; protein import into nucleus. Bases 1 to 1626 code for a protein of 541 amino acids.